This is a messenger RNA of Fonsecaea multimorphosa CBS 102226, 2031 nucleotides long. RefSeq lists its product as uncharacterized. Lineage: Eukaryota; Fungi; Ascomycota; Eurotiomycetes; Chaetothyriales; Herpotrichiellaceae. Bases 1 to 2031 code for a protein of 676 amino acids. Gene Ontology annotation, molecular function: DNA-binding transcription factor activity, RNA polymerase II-specific; zinc ion binding. Gene Ontology annotation, biological process: regulation of DNA-templated transcription. The transcript has 7 exons. The record is from RefSeq and is a predicted model, not a curated record.
AUGUCCCAGAGAACCGGCCUGUCCCCGUCCAAUGUCUCCGAAGCAUCCACGUCCUCGCAGCCCUCAGUCGCCCAGCCUUCGGGCUCCGGGGACACAAUGUCGCUCGAGGCCAGGAAAUAUGUCACCCAGGCUUGUCAACCCUGUCGUGCCAAGCGAUCCAAGUGUGACAACGCCCAUCCCACCUGCUCAGCUUGCGUGGGGCGAGGGACCCUGUGUGUCUACUCCGAUGUCGAUCGCCGGAGAGGCAAGCUGAGGGCCAACGAGACGGAUGCUUUACAGGACAGAGUCCGGAGAUUCGAGCAGAUUAUCAACGCUCUGACGCAGGGGCCCGAGGAGGAUGCGUACGACUUGCUGAGGAGGAUGAGGACCAACCAAUCUCAAUCUCCAGGCAGCGAGGGGUUGGCGGAAUGGACACACUCUCGGGAGAGGGACGCCGAUUUCAACACUCCGGUUGCACGGGUCUUUACGAUCAACGACCUACCACCGGAACAGUUGAUACAGGACGGCAUCAGAGCAUACUUUAACUGCACGUAUGCACUUUUAUAUAUCUACGAAAAACACGAGAUGGACGACAUCUUUAGCAGGGUCUACCGAACCCACGAAGCUGUCGACAACGCGACUCUGUGCGAACUCUGCGCCCUUGCCGCGGUCGGAAGCCAUUAUGAUGGUGAUAAGUUUGACGCAGCGGCCAUGGAAGCCUUAUUCCAGACCGCCACGAUUUAUAUGAGUGACUGUAUCGAGUCACAGUUUCUACGAGGCAUGAGAGUUAUUCUGUGUCUCGGCAUUAUUUGUUCUUUGACAAGGCGAGCGAGCGCUCGUCUAUCGAUCGCUUCCGGAUUGAGACUGGCUCGGUGGGCGCGCCUGCAGCAGCAAGAUAUCUUGCCUUUGGUCGCGUACCGAAAAGUCUACCGGUCGCUUGUCUUUAUGGAAUGCUGGCUUGCUUCAAGCCUCGGAUAUCAGCCAGACCUCAUUAACGACGAGGCGGAGUUUACGAGACAAGAGAUUAUCGAAGCCCAACCCACGACCGAGUACCGCAUCCAAGCCGAAAUCUGCACUGUCGGUCUGAUGACGGCGGGGAUUCUGCUCGACGUCCACAACAAGUCGACCUCGGCAGUCUUCUCCGUUGUCGAGAAGCAUUUGCGGAUACUAGGUGAGUGGGAGGAAAAACUACCCGACUUUAUGAGGCUGGACGCGCUAGUUCACGCCCACGAGAACCAAUUCCGCGAGCCACAGCGACCGGCCUUUGUUCUCGUACAUGUGAUGUUCCUGGGAGCCAAAAUGAUGCUCCUGAGACGACUAUUGGUGGAAAUGGCAAAUUGUCGAAUGAAUAGGCGGUGGACGCUGGAUGGAACGCCCACGCAGGGCGAGAGCAUUCAGAGGGAGUGUGUCGAGGCCGCCGAGCUGUGUGUCCGUCUGCUUGAUGCUCUGGGAUUCACCAAACGCAAAUCUCGCAGAAGUUGGCUCUGUGUUGGGCACGCCUUUAGCGCCUGCAGUGUCCUCCUGUUUGCGGCGGCUCAGCGACUCUUGUACGACCAGAGAGACAAGGUCCAAAUCUUCCUCGCACAGUCGCAGGAAUGUAUCAAUAUGCUCGCCGGCUGCAGCGUCGUCGAUCGUGUGGCGAAUUCGCUGCUUCAGAUCGUCCGGCCGCUGCACCAGGAUCUUCAGCGACUCGCCAGUAACGAAUCCAGCGGUCGCCCGAAGAGCGGAAUCUACGAUCUACUCGAAAACCCACAUGCGGAUGCUGCUGCUGCCACCGGCAGUAGUAGUACACCCACCGCCCUGACGGGAAUGCUGCAAGGGUGGUCCCCUGCUGGAGGAGGAGGAGGAGGAGGAGCCCAGCAAUACCACCUGCAGCGCUCUACCACCGGCCAACCCAGUACGAUACCACCCAUACGCAGCGCCGCUAUUCCGGCCAUGCAGAACGCGAUUGAAGUCCUAGGAAACCCGUUCGGCCUUCCCACGAUCCGUUCGCCGCCGCCGCCGCUGGGGACUGUAACGUCCCAAGUUGGGGGAUUUGAUGAUACCGCGUGA